UCAUCCCUGGUAAAAGGAGAAGUUGAGCGACGAGCCGUCCAUACGAAUGGUCGCCUCUCCACCUGAGCCACAUGCAUACAGAGAGACAGGCAAACGCAUCGCAUGAGUGGCGUGUCCGGUUUGGUUCUGAUCAGUCACCCCUUGGUUUCGGUGGCUUCCUUGACGGCGCGUCGCCGUUCUUCGUGGCACGCUUCAACCCUGCAAGGUACGAAAGACACGCAUACCCAUCCAUUUCCAUCACCUUCAUCACCACCAUACCCACACUGACCGGAUAUCAUAUCGGAGCGGUAGUCAGCCAUCAGCCCCCUCAGCUCGUCAGCCGACUUGCCCGUCGCGUGCCCGACACAGACGUCGCGAUACAGGUCGAUGGUCCGCUGAGAGAGCGGCCUGCUGGUGGGCGUGAGGCACUCGUCCAUCUUGAUGGUCUCCGUGGUGGCCUUCAUGUGCACCCGCUCCACCGCUGCCACAUACUCGUCGGCAAGCUGCUGCCGGGACACCUCCCUCUCAUCACGAGCAGCCUCCUCACACUUGCUCACGAGCUCCCUCAUCUGCCUGCGCGCCUCGCGCUGAAUGUCGGGGACGAGGUGGCAGCUGUCGAAAGCCAGCAGGAGGAGUGAGCACGCGACACUAAUGAGGUCGGAGUCGAAGGUGAUGGCCUCAUCUUUGAACGCCCGGCCCUCCAGGAUGGCCACGAGGUUGUGCAGCGACGUGCAAGGGGGGCCUGGACGUGUGGUGAGGGGCCGCUGAUGCGUGGCGGUCAUGUUGCGGCUGCUCUCAUAGUCUAUGAUUGCAAUCUCGCCGGUGGUCUCAUCUAGCAGCACCACAUUAUCACCAUGCAGGUCGUCGUGGCAGAUGUCGGCCUUGUGCAGUGCGAGCACCGCCUCCACCAGGUUGACUGCAAUGGUCAACUUCAGCAGGGGCUUGACCUGCUCGCAGUUGCGCCCGAAAUCAAACAACGUGACGCCUGCACAACGGGCAACAGAGGCAGAGAGAUGGAGAGAUGGAUGGAUGGAUGGAUGGACCAGCUCUCGUAGGUCUGUCUGUUCUGUCUGUGUGUGUGCGUGGUGUGAAGGCCUCGGCUCACCGUCGCCAGCCUUAGUCAUGAUCACACAUGUCCCAGUCCCAGGCAAUCUCUCCCCCUGUUGUCACGAUCGGCCGCAACGCAUCCAAAUCCUCCACCACCGCGAGCAGCUUGGGGGCGAUGCUCGUUGUGCCCGUUGGUCUCGGUGCGUUGAGAUUGUUGCGGCGGCGCUGCCUGACGCUUGCCCCCUCCUUCUCCAUGGCCACGUUGACCUCCCCCAGUCUGGCCCCCUCCUCCUUGAGUGCGUCGCUGAGGUGCCUGGCCCGCUCCGCCCCCUCCCUCCUUUGGUCUCGAGUGAUGUACUUGAUGACGGCCUGAUGGCUGUUGUCGCCCCGUCUGAAGACUCCCGUCAUCAGCGAGAAACCUCCGCGGCCGCCCUCCAGCUCCUGCACGCACUCAAACGACGACCCGGUGUCGAUGGUGAGCACAGUUCCGGGGGCGGUGGAGGGAGUGGUGUGCGUGGGUGGUGAUGAAGAGGGCGUGGGAGGGGCGGGCACGUCUGGCGGGGCAGUUGCGGGGGAGUCGGGGGGUGGCGAUGAUCCAUUGGCUGACGACGACACGCCUGAAGAGGAAGAAAGAAGAAGAGGCAGCCACUCAUAUGAAUGAAUGAAUGCGCAUCAGCUUCAUGUAUGUACUGUACAUGCAUACCAUCAGCUUCGGCGCUCGUGUUGGGUGAGCCUUUCCCCUGGCUCGACGUGUCGAAGGUUUCUGACUGCUGGUGCUGCUGCUGAUUGUGGGCCAAAUCAUGCCCUCCUGCCACCUCCUGCUGCUCCGUCCUCCCCUCUCCGUCCCUCUCCCUCUCGACGUGCCCCUGGUGGCUGGGCGGCAGGUCCUUCUCCCUCUCGACGUGCCCCUGGUGGCUGGGCGGCAGGUCCUUCUCAAUGACAUUCGACGCAGCUGGGGUGGCCCUCGGGAUGGCGGCGAUGUUUGGGCGGACGCCGAUGGCGUGGCGCUGCGGUGCUGCUGCUGUCUGUGGGGCACGGUGGGGCGCCAUGGCGGCGGCUGGUGAAACGAAACCCCAGCCAGGGGCAUGCGCGGCCGACGCACCCGAUGCAGCGAUGGGAGGCGGCUGGUAGAAGUGCUGCUGCAUCAUGUGGGGCAGGGCCGGCAUGGCUGGCAGCGCAUACGCGCUGAUGGGCGCCGCGGUCGCACCAUACGGGUCCUGCAGAGCCCGAAGGCAAGGCGGACACACGUAUGGGUUGACGCGCGUGCGCCAAGGGGGGCCACGAGUGUGCUGUGUGCGUGGCGGUUUCCGUGCUGGCGGUCUGCACCGCUUUUGAGCGGGAUGCCGCUCGACUGGCCUGAGGGGCACAGGGGGAGGGGUCGGCCACAUGCAGAAGGGGUGUUGCUGCGGGUGCUGAUGCUGUUGAUGCUGUGGAGACAGCUGCGGCGUGUUGAGGAUGAGUGCCGCUCCGUGCUGUUGCUGAUGCUGCUGCUGCAGAGGGUGUGCCGAGGGCAU
Molecule: messenger RNA, 2540 nt
Organism: Vitrella brassicaformis
Lineage: Eukaryota; Vitrellaceae
Source: the annotation of a GenBank genome assembly